This is a messenger RNA of Symsagittifera roscoffensis, 1168 nucleotides long. RefSeq lists its product as uncharacterized. The record is from RefSeq and is a predicted model, not a curated record. NCBI's taxonomy places the organism in Eukaryota, Metazoa, Xenacoelomorpha, Acoela, Convolutidae. The transcript is spliced from 4 exons. Gene Ontology annotation, biological process: glutathione metabolic process. Gene Ontology annotation, molecular function: glutathione transferase activity. Gene Ontology annotation, cellular component: cytoplasm. The coding region runs from base 91 to 873 and encodes 260 amino acids.
UCGAGCAAAAGUGUCAUAUUGAACAAAUGAAUGAUCAAUCUGAUUGGACUUUCAAUAUGACUGUUUUGUGGUUUGAAUCGACUAAACUUAAUGAGUGAAGAAAUUGACUGUGAACUGUGCAACUGUUCACAAUUGGAGCAAAUCAAAACUGCACGAUCUUCAAACAUGUCUGCAGGAAGAGCAGAUCCAGACUCUUUGCUGGACUUGUUUUGGGAUCCUCUGUCGCAACCGUCCAGGUCUGUGAAACUGUUCCUUGUUAUGUGCGGGAUCCCACAUACUGAUCGUUUUGUGCACAUCAAGUAUGGCGAAAACUUAGAGCCACAAUUCAAGAAAGUUUCUAGUCUUGGAAGAGUACCAGUUAUAAAAAGUGGAGAAUUUGUUCUGAGUGAAAGUGCAGCAAUCUACGAUUACCUGUCUACCAAAUUCUCUCAUCUGUGUCCUGAUUGGCUGUUUCCCAGCCAAUUAGAGCAGAGAUCACGAGUCAACGAGUACUUGCACUGGCAUCACAAUAACUUGAGACUCAACAGUGCGUUGCUGUUCCAAGAAACAUUUGUGAAGCCGAAAUUCAAAGGAAUUCCAGCGAGCGAAGAAAAAACUUCACGUUACGAAAAAGGUCUGAAAAAAGCUUUGACAGAACUCGGUUCUUAUUUCCUUCAAGAUAAAACUUUCAUCGCGACCGAGUUACGGCCUUCAAUUGCGGAUAUUCAUGGAGUUUGUGAAUUGAUGCAGCUGAGAGCGAUUGGCUUCAACUUCACACAUGUUUCCACUAAAAUUGAAUUUUGGAUGCAGAAAACGAUUGAAAGUUUAAACCCACAUUUCGAUGAAAUACAUGAAGAAAUACUGAAACUAGGAAAACCUACCAACAAACUUUGAAUUAUUUCAUUUGUCAUUGCAAUUUAUGAAAGAAAAGAACCCAUGUGAAGCAGAGGUAGUUUUUAAGAUUAUCAAGAAUUGAAGAAGAAAAAAGACGAUACGAAUCUAGCUAGGAUGCUCGCGAUACGAGGAAUAUCAGAAAGUCUGAAUUUUGUUAAGAAUCUGCUUCACACUGCUUGUAUUUUUACUAACACUAGCCACCAAUAAAGCAGCUACAGUUUCUAUCAAACUGCCAAUGUUAUACGGCAAAACUUCGACCAAAAAAUAUAUCUAUUGAUAUGUUCCGGAUUUGAAU